AUGGCGGCGGCUGCGGUGGGCGCGGGCCCUGGCGCGGGGGGCCCGGGCGCAGCAAGCAGCAGUAGCGGGGCGCGCGAGGGCGCGCGGGUGGCGGCGCUGUGCCUGCUGUGGUACGCGUUGAGCGCGGGCGGCAACGUGGUCAACAAGGUGAUCCUGAGCGCCUUCCCGUUCCCGGUGACCGUGUCGCUGUGCCACAUCCUAGCUCUGUGCGCUGGGCUCCCGCCGCUGCUGCGCGCCUGGCGCGUGCCCCCCGCGCCGCCCGUCUCGGGCCCCGGACCCAGUCCGCAUCCGUCGUCCGGCCCGCUGCUGCCGCCGCGCUUCUACCCGCGCUACGUGCUGCCGCUCGCCUUCGGCAAGUACUUCGCGUCCGUGUCAGCGCACGUCAGCAUCUGGAAGGUGCCCGUGUCUUAUGCACACACCGUCAAGGCCACCAUGCCCAUCUGGGUGGUCCUCCUGUCCCGGAUCAUUAUGAAGGAGAAGCAGAGCACCAAGGUGUACUUGUCACUCAUCCCCAUCAUCAGCGGCGUCCUGCUGGCCACCGUCACCGAGUUGUCUUUCGACAUGUGGGGGCUCGUCAGCGCCCUCGCCGCCACGCUGUGCUUCUCGCUUCAGAACAUUUUCUCCAAAAAGGUCUUGCGAGAUUCACGGAUUCACCAUCUCCGGCUGCUCAACAUCCUGGGCUGCCAUGCCGUCUUCUUUAUGAUCCCCACCUGGGUUCUGGUGGACCUCUCGACUUUCCUGGUCAGCAGCGACUUGACCUACGUCUACCAGUGGCCCUGGACACUCCUGCUCCUGGCUGUCAGCGGCUUCUGUAACUUUGCCCAGAAUGUCAUCGCCUUCAGCAUCCUCAACCUCGUCAGCCCCCUGAGCUACUCGGUAGCCAAUGCCACCAAGAGAAUCAUGGUCAUCACGGUGUCCCUGAUCAUGCUUCGCAACCCAGUCACCAGCACCAACGUCCUGGGCAUGAUGACCGCCAUCCUGGGGGUCUUCCUCUAUAACAAGACCAAGUACGAUGCAAACCAGCAAGCCAGGAAGCACCUCCUCCCCGUCACCACAGCAGACCUGAGCAGCAAGGAGCGUCACCGGAGCCCACUGGAGAAGCCCCACAACGGCCUCCUCUUCCCCCAGCACGGGGACUAUCAGUAUGGCCGCAACAACAUCUUAACAGACCACUUCCAGUACAGCCGGCAGAGCUACCCAAACUCAUACAGUUUGAACCGCUAUGAUGUGUAGAGUCCAGAGGACAGGAUCAGACUGUUCUGUGACUCCUUCCCCGGCUCCCACAGCAGUAUCAGAAACUUCUGACAAUCAGUGAAUGUACAACCCAGCCGAGGGGACAGUGCAUAAGUCUCCAUCAGAAGACCUGGGGUUCCUGGCCCCGCGUGAGCCACAGGAGGAUCCGUUGCCUGCAGUGUAGACGGCCGUGAGCUCUGGGCAAACCUAAACAGAGACCGGUGUCUCAUGCUCUUUCUUUCUGGAGUCUGUCAUCUGAGGGCCGUGUCCCUACAGAGAUCUUGGCCACGUUGGACCUUUCCAUGUGGAAUUAUUCCCCAAGCAGUGUAGCUCAGAGCACUUGUGUCUGCACUCCAGAUUAACAUUCAGGACCCUGUGUGAAAAGCUGGGGUCACUGUGGCUGUAGACCAUGAGCUGGCAGUGGGGGUAUCCAGGGCGGUGCUUGAGAAUGUCAGACUGGCUACUUUAAUUCCCUGGCACAGAUACGCAUAGGACCAACAGGGUCACCAGGCAGACGGGGAGCCUGCGAGAAUCAUUCAGAACAUCCCCAGCCACAGAGAUGGAUCCAGUUUCCUGGUCAUCCCUUUAGCAGUUUGCAAGUUCCUGGCAAAUGUUCCAAAGCAAAAAGCGAUUGCAGUUAGCAUCCAGUUCCUGCAGCUGGCAUCCACCCAGAUCCAGAUGGAAGGGAAACUGCUCGCUCUCCUCUGCCUCUUCUUCCCUCGACAGAGCGGGGUGCUUCUCUUGGGGUGGUGAGAAGGAUCUUCGAGAAAUCAUGUUUAGUAUUUCAAGCUCUGUUUCUGUGGCACUUGUCUUUUGAGAGAGUCUUCACCUCUUCUGUGAUGACUUGGUAGGUUGUUUGGUAGAGAGAUCUUGAUUUUCUGAGGCUCUUGCAUUUUUCUAGGGAAUAUUUUAUAGUUGUGUGUGUGUGUUUUUGCCUUGCUCCCCAUUAUGGGAUGCAUUAGGACUGGCUUAUGGAUUGAAAACCGUUUUGUUUCUAAAAGUUUAAAAACAAAGUUCCCUGGCCAGGCGCGGUGGCUCACAUCUAUAAUCCCAGCACUUUAGGAGGCCAAGAUGGGCAGAUCACGAGGUCAGGAGUUCGAGACCAGCCUGGCCAACAUAGUGAAACCCCCGUCUCUACUAAAAAUACAAAAAUUAGCCGGGCAUGGUGUUGUGCGCCUGUAGUCCCAGCUACUCGGGCUGUUGAGGCAGGCGAAUCGCUUGAACCCAGAAGGCGGAAGUUGUGGUGAGCCGAGACUGCACUGCAGCCUGGGUAACAGCGAGACUCCGUCUCAAAAAAAAAAGUUCCCACUGGUGAUGCCUGUGUGACACAUUUUGGUAUUUAGUAGGAAAUAAUGUGUUUCGAAGCUUCAGGAGAAGCUUCAAAAUUGCUGAAAACAGAAUGAAUCAUGAACAUUAUCUCAAUAUUAAUAGACAAGACCACAGUGUUUUGGUUCCCUGACCUGUUUUUGUGUUUAUGUUAGGAUCUGAAUCGUGUUCUGGGUAAGGGGACGAGGAGCUAACACUGCGCUAAGAUUUGGUUUGCCAAAUCAGAUUCUUUGGUCAAGAGUCAGUGUGGGGCCAGACGCGGUAGCUCCCGCCUGUAAUCUCAGCACUUUGGGAGGCUGAGGUCGGCGGAUCCCUAGAGUUUGAGACCAGCCUGGCCAACGUGGUGAAACCCCGUCUCUACUAAAAAUACAAAAAUUAGCCAGGCAUUAUGGCACCCACCUGUAAUGCCAGCUACUUGGGAGGCUGAGGCAGGAGAAUCACUUGAGCCCAGGAGGUGGAGGUUUCGGUGAGCUGAAAUCACACCACAGCACUCCAGCCUUGGUGACAGAGUGAGACUCUGUCUCAAAAAAAAAAAAAAAAAAAUCAGUUUGGGUCUUGGCAGAAAUCAACAUAAGGAAGAUGACAAGACCCCAGUGGGUAACCCUGAGUGCUCAGGUCCGGGCUGUGGUCUCUGUCUUUUACGGCUUCAUGCAAGGACCGUGCCCUCAGGGAGGGGACCACGGCUUGGCCUGCGUGGGGUCUUAGGUGAUGGCUGCCUUCUUUCUUCUUCACACCCAGCUUCUUGCUGGCACUUGAGGGGAGAGAGCAGCAAAUGAGAGGUUCACCUUUUAUCUCCCAGCGAGUGAAGUGUUUCCCCGUUCAGAGAGGAAGUAACAUCGCUUAUGCUUGACUCCUGUUCUUUUUGUUGUUUUUCUUUCAUUUGGAAUUCUGUAUUUAAGAUGUUGUGUCAGCUGACACAUGAGACACUCCUGGACCGCCCUGCUUGGUGGUGAGUUUCCGCACCACCGGCCUCAGGUGUGUCCCUCUUCCUUCGUCUCUUGUUCGCUUGCUUUGUAAAUACUUUGGUCCCAAAGCUGAGACAAUUGCUGUGUAAGACACGAAGGCUGUUAUUUGUCAGAAGAACUUGCCGCGUGCCUUCACCGAAGGCAGUCAAGUCUGCAGUUGGAUUUUUCUCACUGGUGAAUGACAAGAAACAGGGAUCAUUUUGCACUGCAGAGAGAGAUUACGGGAGUUGUCUAUGUGAUUAUAGUACCUGAAUCUUUGAACAUGUCAUUGAACUCCAAAAUUAAUUCGACCUCCAUUCAGGCUUCAUGAAAUCUCUGAUGUUGCUGAAAUUUGUAUAUUAUUUUCCUUUUCCAAUGCAAGAUCUGCUGGUGAGGGGAAAUGACUGUUUGGUUUUAUUAUGGUUUAUAAAUUAAUAAAUGGGCUAUUUAAUUCUGUAUAUAAAUUUACAGCAAGUACGUACACUGGAAUGAAUGAGGCAAUCACAUUACACCAAAUCAGCAGAUCAAAAGACAAAUAUUUCUGAGACUUGGAGGUCCACUUUCCCUGCCGCACCCCCCACCUCCCCGCCGAGAUGGAUUCUUGCUCUGUUGCCCAGGCUGGAGUGCAGUGGCACAAUCUCAACUCACUACAACCUCCAUCCUCCGGGUUGAAGUGAUUCUCGUGCUUCAGCCUCCCGUGUAGCUGGGAUUACAGGCAUGCACCACCACACCUGGCUAAUUUUUUGCAUUUUUAGGAGAGACAGCGUUUCACUGUGUUGGAAACAGGCUGGUCUCGAACUCCUGGCCUCAAAUGAUCAGCCCGCCUUGGCCUCCCAAAGUGCUAGGAUGACAGGCAUGAGGCACCGUGCCCAGCCAGACUGACAAUGACCUCUGGAAGGCCGGUUUCCCAGCCAGUGCCCGCACCACAUGCCCCACUCCCAUGCUUUCAUCUGCAGGCCUGCCUUCCUGUCAGCCUCCUCGCUGCUGGGCUCUGCGGUAGGGAAUUUCCUUUACCCAUCCAAGGCAUGGUCUGGCUGGUAACACUGACUCCAACCCAGCUCCUUCAUUUUAUAGAAGGAGGCAUUUCUGAAUCAUGUUUGUUCACUAUGGCGAGACUCACAGGAUCCUAAGUCAUUCAUUCUAGGAACAGUCAAGCCCCAAUCACAAAGGGGUCAAGCCAGAUCCGUUCAAGUGAGGAAGCACUUGCAGUUUCUGAAUUUUGCUGUGUAUUUGUCCUGCGUCACCCAACAGACCCUUUGCUAUAGGUGGGACAUUACCAGACCCCAAUACCUUAAGGUCUCACAGCCUGAAGGACACAGAACAUUAAGUUAUUAAAAGACCUGAAAAUAUUAUAAUUUUUUUUUCAAUUGUCACCUGUUUUCAAGACUUAAAUGCUAUAGACUUUUCUUCGGGAAUGACGUGUAUAUUCAUCACUGGCAUUUACCAAAAAUAAAUGAUUUCCAGGGAA
Piliocolobus tephrosceles (Ugandan red Colobus) is the source of this 4971-nucleotide messenger RNA. RefSeq names its product solute carrier family 35 member E1 (gene SLC35E1). The coding region runs from base 1 to 1233 and encodes 410 amino acids. The record is from RefSeq and is a predicted model, not a curated record. Lineage: Eukaryota; Metazoa; Chordata; Mammalia; Primates; Cercopithecidae. The transcript is spliced from 6 exons.